GGUGUAUAACAGGCUUGCUGCCAGAAAAAGAAAGGUGCAUGUGCCCUACCUCUAGGUGCUGCACCCCUGAUGUGGUCUGUGGAUACAAAUGCUGGAAGAAAGGUCUGUCAUGCUGGUCCUCAAGUGGUUAAAUGAUCUGAGCUCAGCCCCGCCCUGUGCAGACGAGUUGUAACCGAGUCCAGAGACUUUGAGUUUCGUUUCUCUUCUGCUGUCAGCGAUGGCGUCUGCUGAUCUGAGAGCUGAGCUGGAAUGUUCCGUCUGUCUGAACAUUUAUACCGAUCCUGUAACCCUGACAUGUGGUCACAACUUCUGCCGGGUCUGUAUUGAUCGUGUGCUGGAUACACAGGGGGGGUCUGGAGGAUAUUCCUGUCCUGAAUGCAGAGAGAAGUUUCCGGAUCGUCCUGCACUGCACAGGAACAUGAAACUACGUAACAUAGCAGAGACUUUCCUGUCUGCUCAGCCAGAUCCAGAGGAGUCCGGGGUCUUCUGUACUCACUGUGUGGACUCUCCUGUACCUGCUGUUAGAUCCUGUCUACACUGUGAGGUUUCUCUAUGUGAAAAACACCUGAGAGUCCACAAAAAGUCCCCAGAACACGUCUUAUGUGACCCCACCUUGUCCAUGGAGAGCAGGAAAUGCUCCGUCCAUAAGGAAGUUUUGAAGUAUUUCUGCACCAAAGAUAAUACUUGUAUCUGUGUGUCCUGCAGUCUGAUUGGAGGACAUAAAGGACAUGAGAUGGAAUCACUGGAUGAGGCUUCUGAGAAGAAGAAGGAGACACUGAGGAAUGUUCUGCAGAAACAUCUGACAAAGAGAGAGGAGACGGAGGAAAGAGUCCAGAGUCUGCAGGAACACAGGAGGAAAGUAGAAGAAGAAGCAGCUGGUGACACCGAGAGAGUCACUGUCCUGUUUAGAGAUCUCAGGAGACGUCUGGAAGAUCUGGAGAAGAGAGUCCUGAGGGAAAUCUCCGGGAGGGCAGAGCGGAUCUCCAUCUCCAUCCGGGAUCUGGAAAUAAAGAAGGAGGAGCUGUCCAGGAAGAUGCGUCACAUUGAGGAGCUGUGUAACAUGACGGAUCCACUGACUGUCUUACAGGAAUCAGACACAGGUGACUUGUGUGAUACUGAGGAUGGAGAUAAUGAGGACAGAGAGAGACAUGAGGAGCUCCUCCAUGAUGGAGGGGGUCUGGGUGUGGCGGGGGUCUUACACACAGGUUUAUCUGAUAUAAUAACAGAGGUAAAUGUAUACUUCCCCAUACAGGGAGCUGCAGACAUAUUACUGGAUGGAAACACAGCUCAUAAUUAUCUACAGAUAUCAGAUGACAGGAAAACUGUAUCCAGGUCAGAUAGAAACCAGAAUUACCCAGAAACACCAGAGAGAUUUCAGUUUUCUCCUCAGGUGAUGAGCAGUCAAAGUUUCUCCUCAGGGAGACAUUACUGGGAAGUGGAUGUCGGGGGGUCCGAUGAAUGGAGAGUCGGGAUGUGUUACCCCAGUAUAGAGAGGAGAGGAUGGGAGGAGUCAUGGAUUGGAAAUAAUAAGAAGUCCUGGGGAUUGGACAGGGCUGGUAAUCAGUAUUCUGUGAUACAUGACAAAAAAAAGACCCCCUUACCCCCCAAUGUCUCCAGUAGAGUCAGGAUAGAUCUGGAUUAUGAGGCCGGGCGGAUCUCCUUUUAUGAUCUGUGUGACCCGAUCCGACACCUCCACACCUUCACCACCACCUUCACUGAGCCCCUCCAUGCUGGGAUACGUGUAUGGAGAGGAGGUUGUAUAAAGAUAUGUGGGGGGAGGGGGGAGAUGUGAGAACUCCGCCCACAGUCUGGUGACAUCACAGGGGCGGGUGGUGGGAUUGGUUCAUUGAUCAGCCAAUGAUUGGAGGAGGUGGUGGCUCCUGGGAGAAGUAGGAGGGCCUCCUUCUGAAAAUGCUAGUCCCCUGGCUGUGUGUAAUGUAAGAACAUGUAAAGUGGUAGUAAAGACAAAAUAAAUAAAUGACAGAUAUGAUGGCGUCUGUUACUGACAUGAGCACAGCAGACUUUGUUUUUCGGAGUCCUCCUGUAACUUCGUUCUUUUAUCUGUUGGUUCUGCUGUUAUUUCCCAACUUCCUAUAACAGACCAAUCUGGCAGUUAGAGGGUUGGGACAAACCAUUUACUACUGACAGGGGUGCUUACAAUGAUCAGCUUUUAUUCAUUGACAUAAAACCUUUAUCCCAAAAGGAGACACAAAUGUUGGUGUAACGGCUUAUCUGGAAUUCGGCUUUAAUUUAUUAGUCACUUAUGUAAAGUCCAUCUAAUUCUACUAGUCUAUCCAACCACCCCCCUCUCCAGACAAUGCUGCUGUCCAAGGGGGGGUCUCCACUGCUCCUCCAUAGAUAGAGGAGCCACCCUAAGACAGGAAGUGUG
This is a messenger RNA of Rana temporaria (common frog), 2389 nucleotides long. RefSeq names its product E3 ubiquitin/ISG15 ligase TRIM25-like. Gene Ontology annotation, molecular function: zinc ion binding; protein binding. The record is from RefSeq and is a predicted model, not a curated record. Lineage: Eukaryota; Metazoa; Chordata; Amphibia; Anura; Ranidae. The transcript is spliced from 2 exons. The coding region runs from base 218 to 1792 and encodes 524 amino acids.